CUAUUUCCUCUCCUUGGCGGACCAAUAACACGCAGUUUCACAUUUCAAUCCAUCUCAGCCAGCGGUUUCUUCAGGAAAAGAGCUGAAAAUCCAAAAACAGUCCUUUAACCAUUACUACGCAUCUCGAAGAGGAGGCAUCUGAGCUGAGCAGUUUGUAUUUUUUUUUUUCUCAUCUGGUUGAAUUUCCUCUGACAUGGAAGUGAGAUGUCGUCCAGCGGUGAUGUGCUGUGUUCUUGCCGUCCUCUGCUCCGUGGUUCCCCGCUCGCUGGAGUCUCCUUACUGGGACAGACAGUACCUGAACGAGUGGGCGGUGGAGAUCCCCGGUGGACUGUCCGCUGCAGAGGCGAUCGCCAGAGAGUUGGACUACGAACUGGUCCGACAGAUUGGGGCCCUGGAAGACCAUUUCCUGUUCAAACACCGCAACCAUCCUAGCAGAAUGAAACGCAGCGCCAGCCACAUCACCAGGCAGCUGUCGGAGGACGAUCGGGUGCUGUGGGCAGAGCAGCAAUACGAGAAACGGCGGAACAAGCGAGCGUCCCUCAGGGAGUGCAGAGACUGUCCAGUCGACAAGCUGUUUGAUGAUCCAAUGUGGAACCAGCAGUGGUACCUGCAAGACACACGGACGUCAUCGUCGCUGCCGAAGCUCGACCUGCAUGUGAUCCCCGUGUGGCAGAAAGGCAUCACGGGGAAAGGAGUGGUCAUCACCGUGCUCGAUGACGGCCUGGAGUGGAACCACACAGACAUCUACUCCAACUACGAUGCAGCAGCAAGCUACGAUUUCAACGAUAAUGACCCAGACCCCUUCCCCAGAUAUGAUUCUACCAAUGAAAACAAGCAUGGUACUAGGUGUGCUGGGGAGAUUGCUAUGCAGGCAGACAACAAUAAAUGUGGGGUUGGAGUGGCCUACAACUCUAAGGUUGGAGGCAUUCGAAUGCUGGAUGGGAUUGUGACCGAUGCCAUCGAGGCGAGCUCCAUUGGGUUCAAUCCAGACCACGUGGACAUCUACAGUGCCAGCUGGGGACCCAACGAUGAUGGCAAGACGGUGGAGGGCCCCGGUCGUCUCGCCCAGAAGGCUUUUGAAUAUGGUAUUCAGAAGGGCCGUGGUGGGAAAGGCUCUAUCUUUGUUUGGGCAUCAGGUAAUGGCGGCCGCCAGGGUGAUAACUGUGACUGUGACGGCUACACAGACAGCAUCUACACAAUCUCAAUCAGCAGCGCUUCCCAGCAGGGCCUGUCCCCAUGGUACGCUGAGAAGUGCUCCUCCACUCUGGCUACAGCGUACAGCAGUGGAGACUACACUGACCAGAGGAUUACGAGUGCUGAUCUGCACAACGAGUGCACUCAGACUCACACUGGAACGUCGGCUUCUGCCCCUCUGGCUGCUGGAAUAUUUGCCCUGGCUCUGGAACAGAAUCCUGAUCUUACAUGGAGAGACUUGCAGCACAUUGUAGUUUGGACCUCGGAGUUCGAUCCUCUGGCUAAUAAUCCAGGCUGGAAGAGGAACGGAGCAGGACUGAUGGUCAACAGCCGCUUUGGUUUUGGUCUUCUCAAUGCCAAAGCCCUGGUGGACCUCGCUGACCCGGCCAUUUGGAAGCAUGUGCCGGAGAAGAAGCAGUGCAUUGUCAGAGAUGAUUCUUUUCAGCCGAGGGAGCUAAAAGCCGCAGGGGAGAUCACCAUAGAGAUCCCAACCAAAGCCUGUGCGGGGCAAGAGAAUGCUGUCCGAUCAUUGGAGCAUGUGCAGGUGGAGGCCAGCAUCGAAUACACCAGGAGAGGAGACCUGCACAUCACACUCACCUCCCCAGCUGGCACCAGUACAGUGCUGCUGGCAGAGCGAGAGAGGGACACGUCCUCUAAUGGCUUCAGGAACUGGGACUUCAUGUCCGUCCAUACGUGGGGAGAAGAUCCUGCUGGUACAUGGACCCUGAAGAUCACAGACACUUCGGGCCGUAUGGAGAACGAGGGUCGGAUUUUGAGCUGGAAGCUGAUUCUUCAUGGAACAUCAGAGAAGCCAGAGCACAUGAAGAAACCCCGGGUGUACAUUCCUUACAAUGCUGUGCAGAACGACCGCCGUGGUGUAGAACAUAUGGAUGACAUGAUGGAGGAGUCAACACAAGCUCAUCCACCUCAGAAAGCUCAGCCUGCUCAAACCUCCUCUACUUCCAACCCAGAGAAGGAGCCCAAAAAGCCCUCCAACUCCCCCUUCUCCCCCUCUCUGGCCCUGCUGCGCCUCUUGCAGACGGCCUUCAACCGGCAGACCCCAUCCCUGCAGCAGCCCCAGACCCUCACCAGGGCCUCUUCUGCCUGGAGGAAGCAGCAGCAGCAGCAGCAGUCAGGCCAGAAUCUCCCUCUUCCUGCUACAAGACUCCCACCUCAGAAGCUGUACCAGGCUCUGGACAUGAUCAACAAGUACCGAGGCGCAGAGGACAAUGUCUACAGCGACUACAGCGACGGCUUCUACAGCACCAAGCCGUACAGGCACAGAGACGACCGGCUGCUGCAGGCCCUGUUUCAGAUGCUCGAUGACGAUCGCAAAUGAAAGCCUGGAGGGAGCGGAGAGGAUGAUCCCAGAGAAAGAUCUGAAGCGUUGUGUUGGUUGGGGAGCAGAGGAACAAGGCGAAGGAGAGAAAGCAAAGGAACGACACUGGGCACAAGAGAAGAUACUCAGAAAAGAGAACUCUUCCCCUCAGUUUUCCCCCCAAAAUGCUGCAUAUCUGAUCGGUUUUUCUUUCAUUUGCCAAUCACAAUGUUUUAAUUGAGUCUUUUAUUUCUUAAUUCCAUCAUGCAAAAUUUCAAAAUGUAAUUCAAAACAUGGACUUAGUUAGAGCCUCUCUGCUAUUAACUAUAUCUUCAUGUGGUGAAAGUAUAAAAGCAUUUAAAUUAGACUAUAAAGGGAGAGUGAGGGUUGAUAGUGGCCUUGUCUCUCUUCUCUACUGCCUGCUCAAGCAUGCCACCUUUAGAAGAUAAGUUUUGUAUUAGUAUCUAUAUAUUAUCUAUAUAUUAUAGAGAGACAAUGAUUGUAAUAUGGUUUUGAGAACACUUGACAUCUAAAAUCUCCACUUUCUAAUUUAAAAAAAAAUUAGAUUUCUAUUUCUAUUUUGGCAUAUUUUAUUUAUCAUACAUAGUUUUUAUCAGAAUAUUUCACACUAUAAUAAGACACUUACUCACUUUGUUCACCAUAGAGGACAAACUGAUCUGGAAAAAAACUGAAGUAAUUAAAUUACAUUUGAAAUUUGACAAAAAAAAUUUAAUUGAUCAGCUGUUUGACAAGUUUAAACAUGCUGACAAACAGAAAUUAUUCUCAGGGUGUCAACAAACCUCAAGAGUAACCAAGUUGUUUUCAGGACUCUUCAAAGUAUUCAGAGAAAUAUAUUUAAUGUGAAAGGUUAUUUACUAAAACAGUAUGCAGAUGAGACAAUAUAGAUGUACUAACUAUGAAAAACUAAGAAAAAAAAACUGGACCAUGUUAAUAAAUGACACAAAGAGUGCCAGAAAAUCUAUCAGUUGAGAAAACAUAUUAAUCUUCUUGUGCAAUUUGUUUAAUUUUGUAUGAGUACAAUGCUGCAUUAAAUGAAAUAUUUUUCUAAGGAUCCUCGUAGCUUAUGAAAUAAUAUAUACAGUAUCAAACCCUCUUCACAAUUUAUGUUCUUGUGGCACAGUUCACUCAGUAACCGUGAAGUCAGUGUAGUUGUCUUAACUACAAACAAACACUGCCAAAAUCUUGCUUUCAGAAAGCUUCUCUGUAUUCAGUGAUUGUGCAAAUAGAUAAAAUGUUAUUUAUUCAACACAUUACAACUACAGACAGUUCAAUAUUUGCAACUGAACCAUUUCUCUGGUGUUAUUUAUUUGGUAUUAAGGGACCUGGCCAGAAGCUCUAUAGAACAGAAGCUCUGCACUGCAACCUUCAAGCACAUUCAUGUUAAACGCCUUAAUAUCUGCUGUAAUAAAUGUGCAUACUUAUAUCCAUGUGGUGUAGAUCUAUUUACAGAUGCUAGUGUAUGUGUUUAUGACAUGAACUGCUUUGAAGACUCAAUGCAUGAGUCUCUGUUCUGCAGCUUGGAACCACCUGUCCCACUUCUCUGCCAACAAAGUGUCAGGAAAAAGAUAAUGUUUGGGAAAAACGCUUUACGUGCACCCUGUAAUUUAUCCAUUCUUUAGAGUAGCCUGUGCUGUUUUCUUUAUGUUUCUGACUGAAAACUUCAGUUCAAAGUUGUUUACACAAACCAAUAUUAUGUUGCAAUUUCUGUAUGGAUGUAUAAAAAAGAAAUUAUGAGAUUUAUCGUAAUAAACUGCAAAGUGACCUCUUGA
Acanthochromis polyacanthus (spiny chromis) is the source of this 4302-nucleotide messenger RNA. RefSeq names its product proprotein convertase subtilisin/kexin type 1 (gene pcsk1). Bases 194 to 2533 code for a protein of 779 amino acids. Gene Ontology annotation, molecular function: serine-type endopeptidase activity. Gene Ontology annotation, cellular component: Golgi membrane; trans-Golgi network. NCBI's taxonomy places the organism in Eukaryota, Metazoa, Chordata, Actinopteri, Pomacentridae. Gene Ontology annotation, biological process: protein processing. The record is from RefSeq and is a predicted model, not a curated record. The transcript has 14 exons.